AUGAACAUCGUACUGUUUGUUCUAGCAUUGGGUUUAACCAGUGUCAUCGGCCAAGGGAAAAAUCCCCAUGGACAACUCGACCUGCAUGAUGACUUCGAAAGAAGACUAUUCCCAAAGUUGAUGAAUGUGGGCAAGAAAUGGUACAAAUUCAAAUGCACCUCUGAAAACCAAGUGGUUCCAUCCCCAACCUCCUUAAGUGAAUACCUCAUCUGCAAAUAUCGUAAAUCGGGAAAGCUGUUGCCAGUCAAGAUGAAUUGUGGAUAUGAUAAAGUAUUCGAUGAACCUUCGUCGAUGUGUCAAACACUACUUGGAGGUGGCAAAGUAAAUUGCGCCUUGAUGAAAAGCAAGUGCGAUCGAAAUAGACAAGGACUUUACCCUCAUCCGAAUGCAACAAAAACGAAUAUGUAUUUGCAAUGCAAUCCACAUAGUAUGUACAUCAUGAAAUGUAUGAAAGGAGGCUUCUUUUUUGAUCCAGCACUGAAAAAAUGUGUUCAUCGUCAUUUACCAACUAUAGUUAUAAGAAACGACUUCCCCGGUAACGUACCAAUAAUUGAAUGCGAACAACCAGGUAUCAUUGUCAAAGCACAUAACUUGCCUGAUAGAUGUUACUACAAUUGCUUACUAGCAACUGACAAAUAUGAAUUAAUUAUAGCAUGUAGUAAUAUAACAAGUACAACUAGUAACACAAAACCAACUAAAACAACUGCUGGUACAGGAACAACUCCAACAGGUGGAACUGGUACGACCAAACCAGGUGAAACAACUACUGCAGGUGGAACUGGUACAACCAAACCCGGUGAAACGACUACUGCUGGUACAAAAAUAACUCCAACAGGUGGUACUGCUACGACUAAGACAGGUCAUACAACAGCUUCUGGAGGUAUUGAUAUGACCGAUCCAAGAAGUGGAGAGGAUACUACUACUACAGCUACUACUGUGGAUCUGGAUUUUCAAUGUACGAAGGAGGGCAAUUUUCGAAUUGGCUAUACAUGCACCAAAUUCGUCAGCUGCAGAGCGUACUUCGGGACAUUCGUAGCCGCCUUGAGAACGUGCAAUACGUGUACUAAAUUUAACGGAAACACCGCCAAAUGCGACUUUCCAGAUAAUGUUAGCGAGUGCGCCGAAGACGAUGGGAAAGAGGGCAGAGAAUGCACAGCCGUCGGUCUGUAUAACGUGCCACAUUUCUGUAACAAAUUUUACAACUGCACGACAAAUGCGGCCACUGGAAAAAUUGAUUUGAAGGUGCAGCAGUGUCCUCCUAAUACCAAGUUCAGUGCCGAAGACCAAAAGUGCACCGCAAGCAGCGACUGUUUGCCUUACAAACCCAACUGCGUAGAUGGAUACGAGUUCAUUGUUGAUCAAUACAAAUGUGACAAAGCUUACUUUUGUAAAAAAUCCAAAAUCGAUAGGACCAUUAACUGUCCUAGAGGCUACAUCUACGAAACGCAUAUGGUGCACAACAAGGAUCUCAGGUGCGUGUUGCAGGAAAAGUCGUCUGUGUGCAGCGACAUUCCGUUUAGGAGGAGAAGAUAACAUGUUCAUAUUUUUAUUAUUGUAUGCAAAUAUGACUGAAAUAAAUAUUAUUUCCAUGUAUGCAGAUUCAAA
Nicrophorus vespilloides is the source of this 1605-nucleotide messenger RNA. RefSeq lists its product as uncharacterized. The coding region runs from base 1 to 1533 and encodes 510 amino acids. The record is from RefSeq and is a predicted model, not a curated record. The transcript has 2 exons. Lineage: Eukaryota; Metazoa; Arthropoda; Insecta; Coleoptera; Silphidae. Gene Ontology annotation, molecular function: chitin binding. Gene Ontology annotation, cellular component: extracellular region.